AUGGCGAUGUCUUUCCAUGGCUUGUGCAGUGGCCCACAGUGGCCUCAUGUGGCCUCUAUUUGCCGAGGCCGGAUUCUGCGCCUGGCAUUUCAGUCCACGGUGCUGGCUUGGAAGUUGCCAAUGGCAUCUACGUUCGAACUGGCUUCAAGAGGUCUCAUAUUCUUGCCAGGCGAAGGGCUUGAUUGGAGCCUAGUGGACCUUGAUGGCCAGUUGCAGCAAUCUACGGAGGAAGACAAUCCUGCAAAGGGUGCGAACUCCAACAGUGCGUUUGCACCUGGCAAGCUCAGAUGGAAUCCAUAUUCCGUCACACUCUACAAGGUUGCUUCGACGCUAAACAGCGGAAACUGUCUACUCCCACCACAGCUUGGCUGGGUUGUGGUCGACGGCCUGGCACCAGCUCCUUCAAUGAGUCCAUGCCAAGAAGAGAGCACCAGACCGGAAAAGAUCCUGGCUGCAGCCAUGCCCGGGAAGCUGCUCAAACGGAUUGCAGCGAGCUCUCCGAGUGCAGAAAAAGUGCAAUCUUCUAUCCACCCGCCCUGGAGGACUGCUGUCCAGCAAAGCCUGCCCAGAGUCAUCCGUUGGGGAACGUUGGAGACGUCAACAGCUCGGAAGCAAAAUGCGAAGGCAUUGACUUCGAGCUUCUCGCUACCAGAUUUCCAGCUUGCGCCGGAACCUUCGGCUUCGUCAACCUUAAAAGGGAGGAGAAUUCCGGCUCUGAAAGAUGCAAAAGCUGGGGAAACUGUCUUGCUCGUCUUCAGCGUGAUCCUAUCACGGCCGAGUGUUCACACAGAAUGGGGCGCUGUGUUUGACAAGCAACAGCUUGUCUCUACAGGUAGAAGGGUCGUUUCAGGCAUUGAGCCUCACACGCCUUUUGAUCGUUGGAACACAUGGCAGAUGGUGCGUGGCAGGCAGGACAUGUGCAUCCGAAGAGGUGAUCAGCUUUUAAAGCAAAACGGUGGCUGGGCGUUCUCGGAAGUGCCACUGGAAAGCCCUGAGGGCUUUGAGGACCUGUCAGGAAUGGAAGACGACGCGGUGGAAGGUGUUUGUGACACGAUGCUGGUCAUGGAUUUUGGUCGCUUUGUUCAGCGACCUUGUCCCCCACAGCCACCAAGGAUGGAGCCCUGGGAAGUCGGAUAUGGUCUCCGCGUUGAGAUCGAUUCGUUCUUGGCUGGGCCUUAUGAGGAAGAUGUGUUGGCAUGGGCAUUGAUCCUGAAGGAGGAAGUCGCUGAUGCGAACUUGGGUUCAGAAACUUUGGGCAAGGCAGAAAGCUGUUGGAGAGCUUACAACAGCGAGUCCGGGAAGGGAGCUGAAGAGAAGCCAGCACAAGAAGUGCCGCCACGCGAAGUGGUUGUUUCAGGCCAGGACCCUCGCGCUUUGGGCCUGGCCCUGGCUGAAGUCUAUGGGGAGCGGACUCGGAGAGGUUUGCAGCAUGCCAAGGACUACUACACAGAGCUUCCUCCAAUCUCGUGUUCAACAAAGCAGUGGCAAGACUUGGCUGCCCUCGCACAAAAAGGUGCAGUGCUUUGCUGUCCAGCAGCGGCUGCCUUUUUCGAUGGCCUGAAAGAAGGUCUUGGCUGGGAUGUCUACGAGACCAUGCUGGACUUUGAGGUGUACACUCUGGAGCUCCAGCGCCGUUCGCGUGACGAGGCAAGGCAACGCAGAGCUGUAAGUUCCUCCAGUGGCAGCAGCAGCGAAAGCUUUGUGGAGGUGAACUUAGGCGAUGAGUCGCACUCCUCAGAGGAGAGUGUGGAUGAACCCUGCGAGAAGCGGAAGAAGCUGCCCAAGAACGGAAGAUGCACUGGCUUCGCCAUUGCUGGCGACACUACCACCAUCGGAGGUACAGGAAGAGCAGUGUUGGCAUCGCAGACAGUUGAUCUUCCAGGAAUUCUUUAUGGCUUUGGCGAUUUUGAUUGCGUUUUGAGACUGCAGCUCCCCUCUGUGGAGCUUCUGGUUUACGAUUCAGAUGGCAGGUUAUGUCCGGUUGGUCUGAAUUCGGCCGGCCUGGGGAUCUGCGUCUUCAACUUGCACGACAGGCAAACAGAUGGCUUUCAGCAACCAUCACUGAGUGUACAGACCGUGGUUUGGGAGCUGCUGCUGUGUGGCCAUACGAUGAGCUCAGCCUUGACAUGGCUGCGUGGCCUCGCUCUACAGCCGAUGUGUGGCAGUGCCUUGCUUUUGGUGGAUGACUCUGGUGCUGUGACAGUGGAACUGAACCCAGGUGGGCCGGUGAUUGGAGAAGUACGGCAGGCAGAAGCAGUGGCCAGAUCGAAUCACCCAAUAUUGCCCGAGUCCAAUGCAACAUUUGGAGGCAACCGAAGAGCACAUCUUGAUUCUCAGCGAAGACUGGAGGCAGUCCAAAGAGUGCUGGAACAGCGGGCUACAGAGGUUGCUGCUCAAGUAGAUGCUGCUGCUGCAUUGUCUAUUUUGAGGAAGGCCAAGAAGGUGAGAAAUCUAUCUACUUUAGCUAUCAUCUCAUUGAGCCCUCCACAAGGCCAGUUGUUGGUAGAGUUCAGAGAGCGCCAGGAAGUUUCGGCAUCUGAAGCUGCCCGUUUUGCAGUCAACCCGAUCAUUCAUGAUGUCGAGGUAGCUGCAAUCAUGGCAGAUGGAAGAGGACCCAUCUCUUUGCUUCUUGCAGAAGGAGUGAAGACUGGCCGCACCUACACGGCAUGUAUUGCCAUGCUCACUGACGUCGGUUGGUCUGCAUUCUCGUAUCCCUCGAGGUCAGUGCACGUGAAGCAACGACCUGGUCUAAUGGACGGCAUUCUUUCUUUGGUCCUGCCCCCUGAGGAUGAACAAAUGCUGAUGAUGUCCGCGCUUUCGAACCUGAAGAAAAGCGAGCCCAAGCGAUCGGUGCCAUUCUUCAUUCUACCUUCGCAUUUGCAACCAGGCUUUUCAGCUCCAGUUGCCACGAAGAGCAGCACGAUGGAUCCCUGUGAGCUACUUAGCAAGCGGAGACUUCUUAAGAUGUCGCUGGUUUUGCCUAAUGGUCGGCCAAAGGGCUUGCAUGUCGCAGAGGAAGGUGGAAACACACUCCUUGUUGCUGAAGAAGGUUCGUGGCAAGGAAAAGAAAAUUCGCCGAUGCUGAAUUUGUCGAACAUGUCGGUGCCGUGGAGGCUGUGCAGUGGGGACUUCAUUGUGAGAAUCAAUGGCCUUGCUGGAGCAGAAAAAAUGCUGCAGGAGUUGAAUCGCAACCCUCCAGUACUUGCGAUAGAAAUCCUCAGAGGCUGCGGAGGCAAGAAGGAGUCUGAGACUGCCCAAGUCUUUGAUCUUGAUCGUGAGCUGGAUGAUCAUUGCCAGCGUCUUGUCUCCGAGAUUCGAACUCAUGGGCUCCUGAGCAGUGACGCUGAACUGGCUUCUUUGUUGGUGGGCGGCAGGGAUGAUCUCAUUCAAAAGGCUCUCGACAAGGCACAGAAAUUCAAAAAUGACGUGGUACCAAAAAGACCCAGCGAUGGUGCUCCCGUGCCUGAAGCUGAAGAUAUGGACAAUGCCAUCAAAAUGGAAGCGCAGAGGCGAUUGUUGGUGCUUCGCCGCUUCCACAUGAUGGAGAGUUGUGCCAAGGAGAGUGAGAAAGGGCAGCUCUCAGAGGCUUGCCGGCUGUUGCAAGUGGCAAUGGCAGAUGCCAGCUUUUCAGCAGCCAAAUUAGGACAAAAGAUCGAGGAAUUUAAGCAAUUUGGUGGCUCUGCGGUAAGGGCAUCAGCUCCAGCCCAGAUACUUCUCAAACGAGCGAUCUUUCAGAGAGAACUGUGGCACUGGCGAGAAAGGCUGAGGUCAGAGCGACGGGACUUGAAAGAAGCAGUUGAGGAGAUGGUGCGCAUGGAGAUGAUGGAUCAAGAACACACAAAGCGAUUCCCAGGGCGUCCAAUGAACCAGGAUGAUGUGGAGAAAAUUGUGCAGGCCCGCAAUGUGCUGGACAGACAGGUGAGACAGGGCCGUUCUUUUCGACGCCAGCUUAUCUUUGACAUGGCAGAGGCUGAGGCUGUACUCAACAGAAAUUUGCACAGCGCUGCUGGCCAACGGAAGCUCAGUCCAGAAGAAGAAUACGCACGCUUCAAUCCUGAGCGCACCUUGAGUGUGGGGAAGAAGAAAGGCUGGUACUCGAGUGUCCGAACCCACUACCUCAACUUUGGCGAGUUGCUUUUUGCUGAUGAAGAGGGCAAGGAUGUGAAGUUCCAGACCAAGGACGGAGCUGCUAUGGCACAUUCGUCUGUCCUGCGGGCUGUUUCGAAGCCGUUUCGGCAGAUGCUCAGCGGAGAAAUGUCCGAAGGUCGUACAAAGACCAUUGAGCUCCCAGAUUCGACGCGAGCAGACUUGCUUUUCUUCUUGCGGCUACUCUACACUGGUCAGGUGGACGAAGCUGAUUGGGAUGGCCUGACUGGAACUCCAAACUUCCAUGUACAAGCUCCAAAUGAUGCUGAACCUGCCAGUGCAUCUUUGCUCGAUGGAGUCUACUUGGCUGCAGGUACUUUCAGAGGAGCGCCCAAGUUUCUCAACAGCAACCAGGUUCUUCUCUAUCGCGGAAAUGAUGAAGACCAAGAGGGUCCGUGCUGGAAAUUGUCUUGGAAAGAGGAUGGAGAUGACGAUGAAGACAGUGACGAGGCAAACGAGCGACUGCUGUUGGAACAGCUGUGGUCGCAGGAAGAUGUGACUGAAGAUGUGCCAGAUCAUAAAAUUGGGUGGGAUUUCAGUCAAAAGGGUGGCACAGCUUCAGCUCCGCCGACUGGUUGUUGGACACCUGAGAAAGGAGUUGGUAUUUGGGGCAGCCCAGGCAAGAACAGUGUCAUGGUUUCCAAGUUGGACAACCCUCCCCUGCAGCUGCUUCUUAAUGCCCUUGGCCUUGCAAAGAAGUACAUUGUAGAGUACAUGGUGCGAUGGCUAAUGGAAGCAACCACUGAGAG
Messenger RNA from Cladocopium goreaui, 4895 nucleotides. NCBI's taxonomy places the organism in Eukaryota, Dinophyceae, Suessiales, Symbiodiniaceae. The record is from the annotation of a GenBank genome assembly.